AUGAUUGACCCAAUUGAUAAAAUUAUUGAAGAAACAUUUGUUUAUAAAAUUGACACGCUUCAUAACCUUUCUUUAUCAUCGAAUGCUUCAAUGAUUCGUUACGCUUUAGCAUAUAAAGACUUUAAUCCUAAUGAAAAAUAUCCUGAGGAAGAGAUAGAAUCAAGUUUUGAAUUAACGAAAAAGUAUUGGAAAUAUAAAAUUGAAUCAUAUAAGAAACAAGAUGAAAAAGCAGAAAGAGAUACUAAAAAUAAUGUUUCAAUGGAUGAUUUUCAAUACUAUCACGAUUUAAUCCUUUCAUCUAAAUGCAAAAUGUGUGGUAAAGCGUUUACAUAUGCAAAUAAACCAACAUUGGAUAGAAUAGAUAAUGAAAAACCACAUACUAAAGAAAAUUGUCAGUUAAUGUGUUGUUAUUGCAAUGUCGUGAAAUCAAAUAAAGAUGAAGAUGUUCAACGUUUAAGAAUCAAUUUAAGAAAUUAUGCAUUAAAAAAUAAUUUACCAAUGACUUUAGAUUCAGUUGAAGCUUAUCACAUUCUCCGUAAUGGAAUUACUGGUGGUUUAUCAAAUGUUCAACAUCGUGUUAAUCUUAAAGGAAUCACGCACAUUAAUAAACUUUCAUAUAAUCCAGAAACUAAAACUGUAUCAAAUGAGGACACCACCAACAUUAUGACUCAUUUCGUUGGUGUUGACUUUAAUUCAUUAUAUCCUUCAUCAUUUUCAUCUAAUCCUCAUGAUUUCAUUCAAUAUACUGACCAUAAAAUGUAUAUGCCGGGAAGAUUGAAUGGUGUUAUCAUUUGUGAUACAGCAACAAAGAAAGCAAAAGCACUGGGAAUAAUUAAGAAGAAAAAUACUUUAUUCGUGGCUGAAGUA
Molecule: messenger RNA, 867 nt
Organism: Trichomonas vaginalis G3
Lineage: Eukaryota; Parabasalia; Trichomonadida; Trichomonadidae
Product: DNA/RNA polymerase superfamily
Exons: 1
Source: RefSeq, a predicted model, not a curated record